Ctenocephalides felis (cat flea) is the source of this 1139-nucleotide messenger RNA. RefSeq names its product CCHC-type zinc finger protein CG3800 (gene CNBP). Bases 189 to 668 code for a protein of 159 amino acids. The record is from RefSeq and is a predicted model, not a curated record. Gene Ontology annotation, molecular function: zinc ion binding; nucleic acid binding. The transcript has 2 exons. Lineage: Eukaryota; Metazoa; Arthropoda; Insecta; Siphonaptera; Pulicidae.
UGCUGCUUUGCACACGAUGGUUCUUUGCUGUUUUACACUUGUUCUGUGAAGAGAAAGGAGGCGAGGCGGAGAUUGUUAGUACUUUUAAGUAUUAACAAUUUAAUUAAGUUUUUAUUUAAUUUCGUUAUUUUUUUUUAAGUUUUUACGUGAAAGACUUUGAGGAGUGAUUGUUUAUCAGCAACCAAAAAAUGGGGUCCGAGAUGAAAAGUACAUGCUACAAAUGCAAUCGCGUAGGACACUUUGCCAGAGAAUGCACCCAAGGAGGCGGAGGUAUGGGAGGUGGCCGGGACCGCGAUGGCGGUCACAGGGACUCGGGCCGCGUGCGUGAGAAAUGCUACAAGUGUAAUAGAUUUGGCCACUUUGCCAGAGACUGCAAGGAGGAGGCUGACCGAUGCUACAGAUGCAAUGGCACUGGACACAUUGCUCGCGCUUGUCUGCAAAGCCCAGAUGAGCCAUCCUGUUACAACUGUAACAAGCCAGGACACAUUGCGAGGAAUUGUCCUGAGAGCGGUGGUUAUGACUCCCAGAGUAGGUCCAACCAAGCGUGUUACAACUGCAGCAAAACUGGUCAUAUAUCCCGUAACUGCCCAGAAAAUGCUAAGACUUGCUAUGUCUGUGGAAAGCCUGGUCACAUAAGCCGUGACUGUGAUCAAAAUGACCACAACUAGGUCAAUAUUAUCUAGGGUGUCGGGAUAUUUAUCAACCUUAUUAAUGGCAUCCGAUAUCAUAAAGAUAAUUUAUGAGUUAACAAUUAUCUUAAUAUUAUUUUAAGGGCCACACACUGAUCUAUAUACAGGAUCUCCAAUCUCUUAAUUUUAAGGCUCUGCAAAUUUCCAAUCAAAUGCCUAAUCUAAUACAAAUUCUAAGCCUGUAAAUGAAGUUUAUGAUGUAAACGUUGGCCGCGUUAAAGAUAUAUAGACUGUUUCUUAUAAAUGAAUAAAAGUUGAUGUUUGUGAAUGAAGUUUGGUUAUGCUGUGCAUCACAUUGAGCAACGACAAAUUUUUAUUUAAUGAACAGUAUUUUAUUCAUGUAUGAAUUGAACAGUUAACCAUUUUGUUACUACGAAAUAAACAUUGUAAUUUACAUUUGUGUUUCAAUUUCAUGUUUGUAUACCAUUAGUAUUUUCUGCACCAUAGAAU